AGACGAAGCGAGGCCGAAGCAAAAGUCGUGGACAAGUACGCGUAAGCUCCUCACUGACUAUAUAAUAUCUUACCAGACCAUUCACCAUCCACGGAAGUCUAAUCUUACGCAACGAGCGACAGCGCACUUCAUUCAAAAUGGUUCAAAAAUUCAAUGAUCCCUCUCGUUACGAGCAGGACCCCAGAUGGGCGGCUGUAGAUGAAUACACUGCUACUCACCUUCUCGCCCCUGAGCGAAAUCCGCAUCACGAAGCCUUGGAGUUCGCCUACUCCAAUUCUUUGGCCAAAGGUCUUCCGGACAUCGCUUCGUACCCGGGCCAAGGUAAAUUCCUGUCCAUCCAAGUCCAAAUCACUGGAGCCAAAAACAUCUUGGAGGUGGGCACUUUAGGAGGAUACUCUGCGAUCUGGAUGGCCUACGGCGCUGGGCCCGACACGCACAUCACAAGCAUCGAGGUCGACGCCCAUCACAAAGAAGUUGCGGAGGAGAACAUUGCUCGUGCUGGUCUUAGCGGCCAGAUCGAGGUACUGCUUGGUCGAGGUGUUGAUGUCCUUCCAACGCUGGUUGAGGAGGUGAAAGCUGGCAAACGUCCACCGUUCGACUUUGUCUUUAUCGACGCCGAUAAACAGAACAACUUGGCAUAUUUUGACCUGGCCCUGCAAAUGGUCAAGCCCAGGACAUGUAUCUACGUGGACAAUGUGGUCAGACGUGGCCAUUUGGUCGACGAGGCUUAUGCUAAGGAGGAUCGUAUUGCGGGGACACGAGCCCUGAUUGAGGCUGUGGGGAAGAAAGAGAACGUCGAUGCUGUGGUGAUGCAGACUGUAUCUGUUAAGAACUAUGAUGGUUUCAUGAUCUCUAUUGCCAAAUAGGGAAUAGUUUGAUAUAGAGGUCGACAGGGAGAUCGACGAGGUGGAGGAUGGUCGAGAAGUAUUGCCAAUGGCUGCCAGUGUUGAUUGAUAUCCAGGGCAGGCUGAUUCACAUGAGCACAUGACCCUGCAGUGACAUACUAUCAAUCAAGACUCCUUGUCCAGAUCAGUGACUGUACCAGGCUUAUGCGCGACCUUUUUAUUAUUCUGAUCGGUGAAAACCACGGCAGGAGCAUGGUUGGUUCCUUUGGCACCUAAAUUCUGUGCCUCCUUGUCGUCGGUAACAAUUUGCUCGACCUGAUGACCCGCAUAUCAGCAUAUCACGAAAGGCCCAGAGUGAC
This is a messenger RNA of Exophiala viscosa, 1204 nucleotides long. RefSeq names its product O-methyltransferase. The record is from RefSeq and is a predicted model, not a curated record. The coding region runs from base 138 to 866 and encodes 242 amino acids. The transcript has a single exon. Gene Ontology annotation, molecular function: S-adenosylmethionine-dependent methyltransferase activity; O-methyltransferase activity. Lineage: Eukaryota; Fungi; Ascomycota; Eurotiomycetes; Chaetothyriales; Herpotrichiellaceae.